Messenger RNA from Lottia gigantea (owl limpet), 531 nucleotides. RefSeq lists its product as hypothetical. The transcript has 3 exons. Bases 83 to 514 code for a protein of 143 amino acids. NCBI's taxonomy places the organism in Eukaryota, Metazoa, Mollusca, Gastropoda, Lottiidae. The record is from RefSeq and is a predicted model, not a curated record.
UUGUAGAUGCCGAUUGUUCAACAUAUCCAAAUGUAACAGACGCAAAUUUUGAUAAAGAUUGCAAUGGAAAUGUAGUCAUUACAUGUCAAAAGAAUGUGUUGAGGAAGAAUGGAGAUAUCAAAACCCAAUAUGUAAACGCACAGAAUGUAGUUACAAGUAUUUGAAUAAAACAUGUUUAGCAUCGAGUUACACUGACUAUUAUGAUCACACGAAUACUGAUGAAGAUGACCAAUGUGAUGAAGAGUGUAAAUCUAAUACUCGGUGGUGUACCGCUUCAAUAUUUUAUGCAGGCGAUAAUUGUAAUCUUUACAAAGCUCCGAUCAUCUUUGGGUCAUAUGAUCUAGAUCUAAAUCAAUGUAUUGAAAAGUGUAAGGAAAGGAGUGACUGUGUAACAUUGAGCUUAUGGACAGAAUAUGGCAAUGAAUGCUUUUUAUUUAACGUUACCCUGGCUGAACUACCUGAUGGUUCGACAACUGAAAAUAACGCAUGUACCAUAGUAGAAAAAAUAUGUUAAUUAAAACAUGUUAAAUC